AUGGCUUCCUCACUAGCAGUUACUCACUGUGCUAAUCACGCUAACAAUGAUGAAGAUAGCAGUUAUACCGAUCAAACCAUCCGGGAUUUAUUCAAGGACUUGCAUAGCAAUCUUAAUAUCACUGACCCGCUUGUGUUAGAGGAAGGAUGGAAUAUGUGGAAGAUUAUUUCCGAGACCUUCAAAAUUGUUAAAAAUGAUAUCUCGCAGUGGGUAUGUGCUAUUAACUACAUUGCUAUUUAUACGGCUAGAAUGUCAUCAAAGGCUAGCAUCCUUAAACCAAUUCCUAAAGUUUUAAACCAUUUGAUGGCUGCAAGAAUAAAUAUAUUAGACUUUAUCGAUAAGCUUCAGAAACUAGGUGAAAUUAUUUCUGUUGAGAAUCAUGCAGCCAAGAAGCAAAUUUAUUUAUUGAGUCGAAAGUAUUUAAUAGAUGCUGCUUUGUUCGCCAAAUGUGACCUGCUGAUUGAGUUAGUCUUUCGUAAAGAUAUCGAUAAGAGCAUUCAUAAGUUUAAAGAUCUGCUUGAUAAUCCUAGAAGUUACAUAUGGUUAUUGUUUUUAGUUGCCAAAGGUACUUUAAUAGGAACUGAUACUGAAAGCGUGAGUCACUUGAUUUAUGAUGAUAAAAUUGCUAUACUUUUUGAAACAGUAGACUUUAUGAAACUUAAAAAUAUUUUUAUCAUAAAUAUUGGGCAACAGGUUAGAGACUUUCAUAAUAACUGCUGGACUAGAUUUCAAGUGACUGGAUCGAGUAUUCUAAAUCCCUUAAAGAUUGAUAAUCUUAAUAGAGAAUAUGAGGCUGCAUUCAUCAAGAAUGGUGACUUUGAUGAGCGAGCAUUUUUGGAUGAAUCAAUUUUUGAUAGCAUGUUAAAGCCAAAGUCUACCGGGAAAGAAGAUCGUGGUAGCUAUAGAAAAGAUCCGCCACCUACACCUGUAAAAUCUACGAUGAAAAGCAUUGCUAAUUUGUUAGCUCUCCUAACAUCUACAGAACACCUUAAAAUGGUGAUAACAUAUCGUAUUGACUUUGUUCUUAGUACCACGCCAGGAUCAUUACUUUGUGAUUACUUCAAGAAAUGCUGUCCGAAUCCAUUUGAUAGCAUUCUUGCUCGUUUAGAACGGUAUCGAGAUGUUUUCGUACAGAAAUACGCAAAGCAGACAAGCUCAGCUUAUUCCUCAAUUAGUGAUAAGUAUUUUGAUUUAGCAAAACGACUGUAUUUUAGAGUUUUGGAGAAUAUGCUCAAAGGCGAACAAAGGAGGCUUGGAAACAGCGAUUUUAGCGUACUACUGAAUCAUGACGUAUUUCACUCAUCGUUAUUGGCCUGUUCAUUGGAGGUCGUCCUUUUUACUUAUAAUAGCCCACAUACAAGCAAUAGUAACAAGUAUGGUUAUGAAUUUUCAUUUCCUUGGAUCCUUGAUAUUCUUGAUAUAAAGGCAUAUCACUUUGGUAAAGUAAUAGAAAGUUUUAUACGUAGCGAAUUAUCUCUGGAUAACAAUUUAGUACAGCAUCUCAAUUUUAUUGAAUCAAUGAUAUUAGAAAGCUUGGCAUGGCAAGCGUCUUCCCCAUUAUAUGCAGCACUGGAAUCUUCUAAAAUUGAUCUUCGUUAUAGGCAGUUGGUAACCGAGAACAAAACCGAAGUGGCGGGUUCAUUACUGGAAACGUGCCUUUCACCAGUUAAAAAGUCUCAUACUAGCGAAAAGCAAAGUUGUGGUGACGAGACUCAGAAGAAACUACAUUCUGUCGAUUUAUUUUACAGAAAAGUGUUUCAACUUGCAUACUUGCGACUAAAAAAUUUAUGUGAUGCCUUAAAAAUUGAUGAAAAAACGAUUAAUCGAACAUGGACUUGCUAUCAUUAUGCUCUGACCUACAAAACAAAGCUAUUUAUGGAUCGUCACAUUGAUCAGGUAUGCCGAAAUGUGUUAUUACUUUCCAACCAAUAUGGUACUAUUAUUGCGUUUUACAAUCAAAUUUUUAUUUGUGAAAUGAAGGAAUUCGUGCUGAAACUGUCUUCCGUCAAUGCUGCACUGCAGCUGUCUCCUAUCCCAACGUACAAUAGUAGAUCACCACGCUCUGACGGUGUCGGCAAGAGAAUUCCGUGGGUAUCAAAUGUUUAUCUCUCUCCUUUAAAACGUAAAGAUAUUUUAACUCCAAGAUCGAAAGCUUUAUACUGCUUUGGAGAUGCACUGGAGUCAUCAAGGAAGCUAUCUGAAAUUAAUGAGAUUGUCCAUAAGGGUAGCAUGAAAUCUUCGAAGAGAUUAAAAUUUGAUGACACAACGGUUACUGCGGACGUGGAUGUAACAUCGAGAUGUGCCGAAGCCCGGCCCGGAUUAUCAAAUUUGGAUCAAGACGAGAAUCCCACUGACAAUCCUACGAAUAAUUACAAGGCAGUUAUGUUGGAAAAUCGAUUGGCGGAUUUCGGUGGGUCAUCUUUUGCUGUUAUUGAUAUAUCACGCAAAAGCAACACUCGAUAG
Trichoplax adhaerens is the source of this 2463-nucleotide messenger RNA. RefSeq lists its product as uncharacterized. Lineage: Eukaryota; Metazoa; Placozoa; Uniplacotomia; Trichoplacea; Trichoplacidae. The transcript is spliced from 30 exons. Gene Ontology annotation, molecular function: RNA polymerase II transcription regulatory region sequence-specific DNA binding. The coding region runs from base 1 to 2463 and encodes 820 amino acids. The record is from RefSeq and is a predicted model, not a curated record. Gene Ontology annotation, biological process: negative regulation of G1/S transition of mitotic cell cycle; cell differentiation; regulation of transcription by RNA polymerase II. Gene Ontology annotation, cellular component: transcription regulator complex; chromatin; nucleus.